AUGGCAGGAAAAUCCAAAGCUCGGAAGAAACUAAGCAAGCCGAUUGGUCCUACUUUGGAGUCUCAAGCAAAGAAGACGAAAUCCAUGGAUGAGUUGUUGGAUGUUGCAGCCAUGGAGGUUGAAACAUGUGACGAUGAAACGAUCUCCACAGAAGAGGAGGAUGAGAUUCUUUCACCUAGAACUUCGCUCUCUACUCUGAAAACUCGAUCGGAGGCACACAGAAAUUUUUCUUCUUGCAAUAAUAUUGUUAGCAUAGACUUAGAUGACAUUCAAGAAGAGGUUGAUUACUGGAAUUCAGCUAUUGUGUGUGCUGUGUUGGGGGCUAGCCCUCCAUUAUCUGUUAUUGAGGGGUUUUUUAGGCGUAUUUGGAAGAAUUUAGGGGUUGAUAAAGUAGUAGAAAUUGAACAUGGAGUUUUCAUAGUUCGUUUUCUUACCAUGGAGAAUCGUGAUAAGGUUCUUGCUGACAUCAAACCUACUUUUGAUAAGAAGCCUGUGAUCUGUAAACCAUGGCACAAGGAUAUUGUUCAUUUUAAAGAUGAGGUGAAGGUGGUUCCUAUUUGGAUUCAGUUGAAUAAUCUGGAAUUGAAAUUUUGGGGGUUGCAUAGUCUAAGUAAGAUUGUUGGGACUAUUGGUAAAUUCAUACAAGCUGACCAAGCAACAAUCCAUAGAGAUAAGUUGCAGUAUGCUAGAGUUCAAAUUGAGGUUGCAAUAACUCAGAAUCUCCCUGAUAAGGUGCAGUUUCAUGAUGAACAUGGUAGUCUGAAAUGCAUUAAUAUAGGGAAGCAGAAGGGUAAAAAGAAGUGGGUGCCAAAGGUGGUGAACAAACCUGCACUCCCUGUAGUGGGAAAACCAGUUGAGACAUUUGUGCAGGCUACUAAAACAGUUAAACACAAGAAGGAGAUGACAGCACCUGUUAUGGUGAAUAACUCUUUCCAGGUGUUGGAUACUCAAUGUGCUUCAGAGGAAACAGGGGAAAGGGGAGUAAACAAGGGCACCAAGCAGAGAGAUGUCAAGUCUUUUCUGCACAAUAACAGGUGUGGCAUUGUUUGUCUCCUGGAAACAAAGGUCAAAGGAAAGAAUCUUGGUGCUUUGUACCUUAAUCUGUUUAAGGGAUGGUCCUUCACAUCCAAUACCAUGUCUCACCCUGGUGGGAGAAUAAUUUUAGCUUGGAACCCUGGUGAGUUCCAGGUUAAUCCUAUGUUUUGUUCCAGUCAGUUGAUUCAUUGUGAAAUAGUUGUGAAGAAUGGCAGUAGUUUCUGGUGUUCUUUCAUCUAUGGGCAUAAUUCACAAAAAGAAAGGGUGGCAUUAUGGAAAGAUCUUGGUGAUAUUGCUGCAAGAUUGAAUGGACCCUGGAUUUUGAUGGGUGAUUUCAACUGUGUUCUUCACGCUGGUGAGAGGGUGGGGAGUGCAGUUAGACUUGGUGAAAUUCAGGAUUUUCAAAAUUGCAUUAGCAAGUGUCAAGUUGAGGAUGCUAAAUCCAGUGGAAACUUUUACACAUGGAACAAUAAGCAGCAAGGGGAUAAGAGGGUGUUUUCUAAGCUUGAUAGAGUUUUAAUUAAUCAAGCCUGGAGUAAUCAAUAUCCUAACACUGAGGUGUGUUUCAGGAAUGAGGGUUAUUUUGAUCAUUGCCCAGGGGUUAUCACAGUGUAUCCUCAAGUGGCAGGUGGGAGGAAACCCUUUAAAUACUUUUCCAUGUGGCAAGCAGCUCCACAGUAUAAUGACAUUGUCAAUACUGCUUGGAAUGGUGCUCAGUAA
This is a messenger RNA of Spinacia oleracea (spinach), 1755 nucleotides long. RefSeq lists its product as uncharacterized. The coding region runs from base 1 to 1755 and encodes 584 amino acids. Gene Ontology annotation, molecular function: catalytic activity. The record is from RefSeq and is a predicted model, not a curated record. The transcript is spliced from 4 exons. NCBI's taxonomy places the organism in Eukaryota, Viridiplantae, Streptophyta, Magnoliopsida, Caryophyllales, Amaranthaceae.